Molecule: messenger RNA, 3930 nt
Organism: Carassius auratus (goldfish)
Lineage: Eukaryota; Metazoa; Chordata; Actinopteri; Cypriniformes; Cyprinidae
Product: PR domain zinc finger protein 8
Exons: 4
Coding region: 1648-3354 (568 amino acids)
Biological process (GO): oligodendrocyte development; regulation of DNA-templated transcription
Cellular component (GO): nucleus
Molecular function (GO): protein binding
Source: RefSeq, a predicted model, not a curated record
CUCAUUGGGCAGAUUAUGUGCUGCAAACAAAAAGUGUGUAUGUGGGUGCCACUCAGCCAGUGUGUCGGCCCCAUCUGCACGCCUCUCUGCGCUCGCGAAUCAUAAGACGGUCGGCUACACUGUCACUUUCAACAGACGGGGAAAUGUACUGAAUGCACGGACUUCAUAGGAGCCGCUGAAUGAAGAUAUACUGACGGCAAUUGUGAAAUUUUGUGGAUUAUUUUAUCCUAGUACCAUGGAGUGAGACUGCGACCUCACAGCUACAAAAGGAGAGGACCAUGAAAGGAUUAAGGGCAAAAUUCACACCAAGGCUUUUUAUGGAUGAAGGGAACUUAAAGCAUUUGUGUCUUGAUAAUAGCCUACAAUCGAGAGCCGGACAUGUCCAUCUGAAAUAGCCUAGAAUCCUCAUUAUUUAAUAGCUUUGCAGAUUAUUAUUUUUUUCUUCUUCAUAUUUUCAAUCUCAGCCUAUUUUGUAUUAUUCGCGUCAGUGUCUUAUAGCCUACUUUAUUUGAGCAAUAAAUAAGAAGUAGCCUAAAAUAAAAAAUAAAAAACCGCUCUGCUUCCUACCGCAGCCUGUUGAAAAACUGUAAACCUAUUUGUAAAUUUAAUAGCCUAUGUUUUUAAUAAACGUCUUUUGCGAAAUUGAAAGCAACUCGGGAUGCGUUUUACCUAACUAUAAAACUAUCUGCAGUAACAACAUUUCCCUUCACUCUUGUCGUUAGAAAUAAUUUUCACAGUAGCUAUUUUUAUUUUUGACCUCAUCAAAAAGCUGUGUGAUCGAGUGAAAACCCAGCAAUAUGUCCAAACUAUACCACUGUUAUUGUCUGUUAAAACUAUAAUAAAACUAUUAAAAAAUGGUACAGAUAUUAAAUAUUUUCCCACUGUUUUUAAAUGCUACCAAAAACGUUCUUGUGUUUAACAAGUUACACGAGAAAACUCCAAUUCAGGAGCAACAAAAUAACUAAGAGAGUGCAAUAGGGGUUUGGAGAAGAAAACAUAUUUAACUCCGAGUGCUGCUUUUAUUAAAGACUCAGAAGGAUAGUGGUGGAUUAUGGUAAUAAGGAGACAUACGUUACUUCUUGUAGAAUGGAGCUAAAGGUUAGCUGACGUGAAAUCAGCGACUUUGACAGUGCUAUUGAAUCCAUUCGAUCUCAUAAGGCCAGAUUUUUUUCCGCUGUCAAAAGCAUGUAAAAAAUAUUUCUGACAAUUGGAAGAUAAAUCAGAAAAUACACAUUGAGAGUUACUAAUGUAAUACCGUCACAGUCAGCUUUGAAAUCGAAUUAAUGCGUUGUAAGAAAUGACCUUCUCUUCUUCGAUUACUCUUCUCCUUGUUUACAGAAUUAAUAAAAACAUUUAAUUCUAUAUGUUUACAUUUUAUAACAUAGAUUAUACCUUAAAUGGCAUACAGUAUCAAAAAUAAUAAUAGGCUACUACUAUAACAUGUCAACAAUAGGCCUAAUUUAUCAAUCGAAUAGAAAUAGCUUAAAAAAAGACUCCGCACAUGGAGAUUGUAUUAAAUGGUUUGUGCAGUAGAUUCACUUUGAACUCCAAAUCAGAACUGAGAAAAUAUGAAAAAUAAUUACAUACUUUUAAUAAUGGAGAAAUAGUGAUUGUGUGAUAUUAUUAUUUAUUAUUAUUUUACAGCAAAUGAUGGAGGAAUCGUUUUCGCAGAGACUGGGCUGGGAUGGCGACGCGAAAGCGAUGCAGCAGUGUUUAACGGAUAUAUUUACCAGCGUGUACACCACCUGUGACAUCCCGGAAAAUGCAAUUUUUGGCCCAUGUGUUCUGAGUCACACGUCACUGUAUGACAGCAUCGCCUUUAUCGCUCUCAAGUCCACAGACAAACGGACGGCGCCUUACAUCUUCAGGGUGGACACGUCAGCUGCCAACAGUUCCUCAGAAGGCCUGAUGUGGCUGAGGCUGGUUCAGUCGGCGAGAGACAGAGAUGAACAGAACCUAGAGGCCUAUGUGAAGAACAGCCAGCUUUUCUUCAGGUCACUGAGGAGAAUAGAGAAAGAUGAAGAGCUGCUGGUGUGGUAUGGCAAGGAUCUCAUUGAGCUGCUGCUCCUGAGCUCAGGCAGAAAUCAAGCCAAAAGCAAAGGAACAUCGCCCUUUUUGUGCCCAGACUGUAGCCAGCGUUUCCAGUUUGAAUUUCCCUUUUUGGCUCAUCUAAGAUUCCGCUGUACUAAGAGACUACAAAGCAUGGCCAGCCCAGAGGAGGAGGCCACUGAUGCCAGUGACCAGGCUAGUCUACCUCCUGCCAGGUCCAGUCCCAAACUUGGCCGAUCUGAUGGCUUCUCCAAUCCACAGGAAGGAAAGCCAUCCACAGACUUCCAUAAUCUAGCCAGGGAUUUGGAGAAUAACAGAACCAGUCCACCGAGCGACAAAGAGGCCGAGAUCCUGAGCGAGAGCUCUGGAAAGCGCAAGUUCUCUGACAUGGAGGACAGCAGGAACAGUGGAUUAUCUCAGCCUCCCAAGUCCAAAGAGGAGUUGGCCAACUCGGCACAGCAUUACCGUGGAGCGUACGGUCUGGAUGAGAGCAGGCGGGUUUUCUCACCCUCUGUUUCAGAGUCGACGGAAACCAAAAGGAGCGCCUUCACAGAGGUCAAGAAGUCACCUCAGAGCUUGAAGCACAGCGGUAAAAACUCCAGCUCAAACUCGGAGAACAAGGAGGCUGGCCGACCCAGCAGCAACCCGGCUGAAAAGCACCUCAACAUCAGACAGGUUCUCAGUGAGACUCAGCCCCCACAGUCCCGAAUGGAGACCUCGUCAAUUGGAAGCGCUUUCACUUCAGUGCCCCAGCAGGGUGGUGGAGGCUCGGAGAGAAAGAGUGCCUUUAGCCAGCCGUCUCGCACCUUCUCACAGCUAUCACCUCUUGUCAUGGCACCCAAACUUCUUCCAGCAGUAGACUGCCAUCCGGCAGUGGGCGACACUGUCUCUUCCAAUAGACUCUACCAGGCAGACCACCUCGCCGCAAAGCUCCAAGGCUCAGAACUAGGCAGCAACUGUCCUGUGCCGGGUGGCAUUGCAAAACAGAACCCUUUUCUAUACACCACAGCCUUCUGGCCCAAGACCUCAGGCCCCAUCCAGCUGCAAAUGCCCUCUGCUCUAACGCUUCUGCCCCCUUCAUUUACUUCACUUUGUCUGCCUGCCCAGAACUGGUGUGCCAAAUGCAACGCUUCCUUCCGCAUGACCUCUGACCUGGUCUACCACAUGCGCUCGCACCACAAAAAGGAGUAUGCCAUGGAACCUCUUAUUAAAAGAAGGAGAGAAGAAAAGUUAAAGUGUCCAAUCUGUAAUGAGACUUUCAGGGAGCGGCACCACCUUUCCCGGCACAUGACCUCUCACAACUGAAUUUUUGAGGAUUUAUUUGUUUUUCUUUCUUUCCUUUCUCAUCUCUUUCUUUUUUCUUGCUUUUUUUAUCAAAAGGGAAUAAGGUAAAUCUGGAGGAUUAAUGCCAACCCGUUUUGCUCUCAUUUUCAAAAGACAUUACCGUUUAAAUAGUAUGUUUUCUUCAAAUGUCAUGUUUUGUGUAUGAAGAUGCAUUUUGGCUUAAAAACUCUAAAAUAUAUUUAUUAUAUGAAGUACUUAUUUGAAAAAAGCGGACAAUAAUAAUUUAAGUGUACCUUGGAUUUUUUAUAUAUUAAUGUAUAAUAAAUAUAUAAAUCAAUUUAAAUGCAGAUCAUUUCAUUGAGAGUUAUUCAAUGACAUGUAUAUAUGCAUAAGGAUACUAAACAUUGGGGACAUGACGUUGAAGUGUAUUAAAGAGUGCAUGUAAAUUAUAGUUAUUGGUAUAAGAUGCAGUCUAUUCCAAACAAUGUAAAUACUUGUUUUGUUUGAAUACAAAGUGUAAUAUUUUGUGUCUGUGAGAAAUAGAUUCAGUGUUUUUCCUUUGAAAUUGCUGAAAUUUACUAUUUGAUAGUUUAUCUA